This is a messenger RNA of Mesorhabditis spiculigera, 1515 nucleotides long. The record is from the annotation of a GenBank genome assembly. Lineage: Eukaryota; Metazoa; Nematoda; Chromadorea; Rhabditida; Rhabditidae.
AUGAUGAAGACCUCGCUUGGACUUUUGCUGCUCGCCAGCUCGGUGACAGCCCUCUACAACUGCGUGCCGGAGAACUCGACCUCCUACAAAUUCCCGAAGGGCUUCCUGUGGAGCACCGCCACCUCGGCCUACCAGAUCGAGGGCGGGGCCUGGGAGGAUGGAAAGGGUCUCUCCAUCUGGGACUCCUACACUCACACUGCAGGAAAGGUCUCCGACAACAACACCGGUGAUGUCGCCUGCGACAGCUACCACCUCUACGAGAGCGACUUUGCCAUCCUGAAGCAACUUGGCGUCAAGUCGUACCGCUUCUCGAUCUCGUGGCCUCGCAUCCUGCCCACCGGCCUCAAGGAGAGCAAGAACCAGAAGGGCAUCGACUACUACCACAAGAUCAUCGACGGACUUAUUCGCAAUGGCAUCAUCCCGGUUGUCACCAUGUACCACUGGGACAUGCCGCAACACCUGAUGGACCAAGGAGGCUGGCUGAACCCCCAGAUCAGCACCUGGUUUGCCGACUACGCGGAGAUCCUCUUCCAGGCCUAUGGACAUAAGGUCCCGUACUGGAUCACGAUCAACGAGGCCAAGUCGGAGACGCUGUACGCCUACUGCGGCACCAUCUCGAACCACGCGCCCGGUGGCUUCAAGGAGCACUGCAAGUGGGCCCCGUACCAGGCCGGCCACAACAUGAUCCUCGCCCACGCCAAGGCCUACAAGCGGUUCGAGUGGUGCAUCAAGUGCCGAUUGACUGGAGCCAAGGUCGGAAUCACCAACGUCAACGGCUGGACCGUCCCUGCUGCCGGCGUCGACCAGAGCGUCGCUGAUCGCAUCAACCAGAUGCAGAACUACUGGUUCAUCCACCCCUUCUUCACUGGAGAGUACCCGCCUCUUCUCCGCCAGCAGGUCGACAAGCUGUCCAAGCAAGAAAACCGCACCGUCAGCCGUCUGCCGCACUUCACCGAGGCCGAGCAGAAGUACAUCAAGGGAACCGUCGACUUCUUCGGCUUCAACUACUACAUCACUCUCGUCGCUGCCCCGAUCGCUAACUACUCCACCGCCACCAGCUGGUACAACUUUGACUGUAUGGCAUCUGGUACCUACUUGCCUGACGAGGUUGCUCCGCGUGUCCCCGGAGGAUGGGUGAGCACCUACGCCGAGGGCAUGUACGCUUCGCUGGUUGAUCUUUACACCCGCUACAAGAAGCCGAUCUUCAUCACCGAGAACGGAGCCAUGGAUGCGCAGCCAACCCCCGGCGUCUACCCCGAGGGCCUGAACGACGUCUUCCGCACUCGCUACAUCAAGGAGCACAUCACCGCUGUUGGCAAGGCCCUCAAGAACGGCGUCGACAUCAUGGGCUACACCGUGUGGUCGCUGAUGGACAACUUUGAGUGGACGGCCGGCCUCGGCACCAAGUUCGGCCUGUACCACGUCGACUUCACCUCGCCCGCCAAGACCCGUACUCCGAAGGCCUCCGCCAUCUGGUACAAGGACCUCGUCGCGCAGAACAAGAUCGACCUCUGC